Molecule: messenger RNA, 1790 nt
Organism: Xenopus laevis (African clawed frog)
Lineage: Eukaryota; Metazoa; Chordata; Amphibia; Anura; Pipidae
Gene: arl8a.L
Product: ADP-ribosylation factor-like protein 8A
Exons: 6
Coding region: 1-519 (172 amino acids)
Source: RefSeq, a predicted model, not a curated record
AUGCUGGCCUUAUUCAACAAGCUCUUAGACUGGUUCAAGGCGCUUUUUUGGAAGGAGGAGAUGGAGCUCACCUUGGUGGGGCUGCAAUAUUCCGGGAAGACCACCUUUGUCAACAUGAUUGCGGUGAGCGUGAUGGGAAGAGAAGGAGGCCUGGCGGGAGAGGGAGGAAAGGGAAGCACCAAGGCAUCGUCCUAUACCACCUGCUAUCAAAGUGGGUGGGGCCACGCCACGGACACUAGAAGAAGUAAAAGAAAAACUCUGGGAUAUAGGGGGGCAGCCACGCUUUCGAAGUAUGUGGGAGAGAUACUGUCGAGGAGUAAGUGCUAUUGUGUUCUGGUACUGGGAAACAAGAGAGAUAUUCCAGGGGCUCUAGAUGAGAAAGAAUUAAUAGAGAGAAUGAACCUUUCUGCCAUUCAGGACAGGGAGAUCUGCUGCUACUCAAUUUCCUGCAAAGAGAAGGACAAUAUUGACAUCACCCUACAGUGGCUUAUCCAGCACUCCAAAUCCCGGAGGAGCUGAGAAGACCUAACUCCUAUCUGCCAUCUUUAAGUAUCCUGGACUGUGUUUUGUGUCUGGGACUCCAUCAUAGAACCAAGAAAAUGAAAAGGCACCCAAGUCCCUGAAACUCUCUCCAACCCAUCAUCUCUGUGUAUUCUCUUUCUCAUCUGACUUCUCUUUUUCCCUGUCUCUUUUUAAUGGUAUUUUUACACUCUCACUUACCUUUGUAACAUAUGGUCCUUACUGCCUUUAAGGCUUGCUCCCUUCAUCCUCUUGCAUCCUUUUACCUUUUUAUUGUUGUUGAUGUGUGUGUACGUGUAUAUAUAUAUAUACACAUGUGUAUAUAUAUAUAGUCCUCCAUGAAGCCAGCACUCUCGAUAAAAUAGUUUCAAACGCCUGGGUGCAGUAUCAACAAUUACAAUCUCUGCAUACACGAAUAAGAUCCGCACUCACAGGACUUAUGAAAAUUAUAGAAAAUUUAUUGCGAAAGCCUAACGUUUCGGCCUCCUCCGAGGCCUUUUUCAAAGUAACAAAUACAUACACACAAAUGCUUUAAAUACCCAGAUUGGCGGGAAAAAAUAUAUAUUUUUUGGCCAAUUAGAGAUGACGUAUCCACCCCAUCAUUAAAGUACGACAAAUAUACAAAUCCCAGAUAACAAAAUAAUUAUCACAAAUCACUACAUAAACAUAAAUAAUAUAACAAAAACCCACUUCCUAAUACAAUGUUAAAAACGUUUUAAAACCAAGUAUUAAGUAACAUUAUAUCACUACCCCAUUUGUUGUUAAAGUUGUUACCAUAGUUAUGACUUGUUACAAAAAUAUCAAAGUUUGAAUAAGGAUGGAAGGUCUGCUCAGGGGCUCACUCUACACACAUAUAUAGAUAUAUAUUCGUAUAACUAUGCUAAUAUCUGAACCUAGAUAACAUCACAGUGAUUCCAUAUAAAGUGUUCAGGUACCAGCCGUAUUAACCCUCUCUCUACCGUUUAGUAUCAUAAUAUCCCAAUGUUUCUCUCCCCAUCACUAAUUAAUUGCUAGGACCUGGUAAGUGUGCUUCCCAUCGAUAUACCCAUUAUUAAUGAACCCUUUAUUGAUAUACCCAUUAAUGUUCGCUGGGGGGUCCGCGACAAACAAGAGGGCAUGUAUUCACUCUAACCCGAUGAUCUAUAUCAAUAUAACCUGAUAUUCAGGCGUGUAUUCACUGUGCUUGUGCGUCACAUUGCUUCAGUGUAUAGCACCAACACUCCUCCGUGUAUAACCCUACAAAGGUUAAAAUAUAAAUAUGUUAAUGUAAA